AUGAAUUUCGACCGCGAUGUGGACUUCAAGUCCCUCCGGCAGUCUCGCCGGCUGAAACGCUCCCAGGUUGCCUGCAUGUCCUGUCGUCGCCGCAAGGUCCGCUGCGAUUUUGCGAUCAAUGGCCCUCCAUGCACCAACUGCCGUCUCGACGGCUGUGCCUGCGUCACCAAACCCCGAGGGGGAACCAGAAUCGACCACACCGACGGUAGACAUUCGACCGUGACAAGUUCUUCUCCUCCGCCCCUCGCGGGCAACGAACAUGACACGCCGGACCAACAGAGUGGUGUUCAGCCAGCAUCCUCCCUUGAGCAGCAGAAGACGUGCAUGAUGAAGGCAAGGUCAGAUUGUGCAUGUAAGUGUACAUGUACCGCGACCAGCGAUGGCGGUGGCCAUGUUGCCCACUCGGCCGAAUCCACGCCAUACUCCGGUUCAGUCCGAGACAAAUCAAAAUUACCCUCUUGGAGCCACCUCCCCUUCUCGUACUAUCCAUUCCUCAAAGCGAAUAACCUGAGCCGUCUCCAGCCGCAGGAUGUGGCCUACCUCGAGUCGCAACGCAGUCUGCAUGUCCCUGCUGGGCCGUUCCUCGACAGUCUGGUCAAGCACUUCUUUCUAUACGUGCACCCGUGCUUCCCCGUUGUUGACGAGGCCGAAUUCUGGCGCAUGUACCGCGAUGAUGGCGAUGAGAGCCAUCAUCAGUUUUCGCUCCUUCUGUUUCAGGCCAUGCUGUUCACGGCCGCUAGCUUCAUCCCAUUCGACGUGGCGAAGAACGCCGGAUACGGAUCGAUCGUCGAACUUCGCAAGGCCCUUUAUCGGCGUGCCAAACUGCUGUACGAUUUUGGCGUCGAAAAGGAUCCACUGCGAAUCGCUCAGGCGACGUUGCUCCUGACAUACUACCUCUCCAACUCUGAACAGCUGACCAACUCUACCUGGUUGGCCGUCGCGAUUCAGCAAGCACGUGCUGUCAACGCCCAUCAGUACUACCGGCUGCCGGAGAAGGGUCGGUACAAAAGGUCGGACCUGAAACGGCUGUGGUGGUGCUGCAUCAUCCGAGAUCGUAUUAUCGCCUUGGGCGUGCGACGGUCUAUCCAGAUAACGCCAGACGAUUUUGACUUCAGCCAGGAGGGCCUCAACAUGGAUGACCUGGGCGACGAGAUCUACCACUCCGAGGUUUACGACCCCGACACGAAGACCGCACUGUGUAAGAUCCUUACCAGCCUGUGCCAGCUCGCCGCAGCGGUGACGACGCUGGUCAUGAUCGUCUAUCCCCCAUCAGGACUGCAGUACUCGAUCGACGAUGCACCGUCGGCAUUGGCGCGGUGUGACGACGCGAAGGCUCGUCUGCAGUUCUGGGAGAAGAACUGCAUGGUGCGGCUGCCCACACGAGAGGCAGACACGCAUUCGUCCGUGACGACCUACACACACCUCGUCUCACUUUAUUACCAAUCGGCUCGCCUGGCACUGUGCCAUCACGUCACCUUCCUCCUCAAGUGCCAGCAGAGCCGAAACGACCAGUCUGACGAUGACCACGGCCGACUCGAGGAGUGCCGGCCCGAGCUGAUGGAUGCCGUUGCCAGCGUUACCGACAAGGUGAAGUGCUUCAUCAUGACUGGGACAGCUAAGCAUCUGCCUAUCAGUGCAGUCGCCUACACCGUCCUGCCGCAAGCAUUCCUGCGACUGAACGUUCGUCUGUCUGGCACGUCGUCGGACCAGGCUCGUCAUGAGCGGUCGCUCCGCUUCUACUCGGAGAUCAGCCGGCUAUGCAAUCUGCGACAUGGAAUCUCUUUCCCAACGGACUGCAUGCAUCGGCUGCUGCGGGCGUUUGAGUCCUCACAAGGCGAGCUGCUUAUCCGUUCAUCACCGGGACCUGGAUCUAGGGCUGGAUCUUCCGGCGCCAAGACUGAGAUGACGAGUUACUCCGACAUAAUCUAUCGACAUCCAACCGUCUACCUCCGCCUGGCGGCGAUUCUGGACUAUGCCCUUUCGACGGGUGAGACAUUCACGGAGGAGUCGAUGCUACUUCAUUUUCCUAUCAUUCCCGGGAAGGAGUUUCCGCUGUUCCGAUCGCCACGUCCUCCAUCUUUUAUCGAGGCGAAAUCGUCGUCGACAGUGAAAUCUCCGGGCCUCAGGGCGUUGGAGAUGAAGAACGAUGGAAAUGGUUUCAGUCUGGACGCCCUCACGACGUCACGGACGUCGCCCGUUUUCUGGUUCGACAGUGACCAGGAGCAUUUCUCCACAGAGCACGAAGAAGAGGAGGAUGAUGAGGAGAGAAGUCGACGGAAGCGGCAGAAAAGAAUCGAAGACAUUCUGAUCCAGCUGCCUUUAUUUGGGGAGUAG
Rasamsonia emersonii CBS 393.64 is the source of this 2334-nucleotide messenger RNA. RefSeq names its product FarB protein. The coding region runs from base 1 to 2334 and encodes 777 amino acids. The transcript has 5 exons. The record is from RefSeq and is a predicted model, not a curated record. Gene Ontology annotation, biological process: DNA-templated transcription; regulation of DNA-templated transcription. NCBI's taxonomy places the organism in Eukaryota, Fungi, Ascomycota, Eurotiomycetes, Eurotiales, Trichocomaceae. Gene Ontology annotation, molecular function: DNA binding; zinc ion binding; DNA-binding transcription factor activity, RNA polymerase II-specific.